AUGACAGGCCCUGGCAACCGCGUCACGUGCCUUUACGUUGGCGCCGGAUCCAGUGCGCGCUCGCAGGCCGCCCUUUGUGAACGCGCCGUAUGGGGAGUCUGCCGAGUGGAAUGCUUUUGGUCGGAUCCUCUAACUUUUAAAGCCUCUCGCGAGGCCUUUCUGGCUGCAGAGGAGACAGCGCUGCCAACGGUGCUUUGCAAUGCAGCCACGGCCAUCGAGGUAUGGCUCAGUGAGGCCGACCUUGGGCUUGUCAUGCGCUUCGUGAACCGGCCCGAGGUCUACGAGAUGCCACCUGGCUGGCCGUACGCACACCAGGUGCUCGAGGACACCCCGACGGAGGCGCUGCCGGAGGCGGUGUCGGAGUCGGAGGCGGACUCGCAGGAUGAGGUGGUGUCCCCAGAAGAACAUGCCAAUGGCCAUGAUGAAGGUUCGGCGAUAGUGCCGCAGUCCUUGAUCGGCGCCAGUCCCGGGGAGUACGUCCUGUUCGAUCUCAACCGGGACAAUGUUGCUGACAUUCCAGAUGUCGCCACGGGCUGA
Symbiodinium natans is the source of this 537-nucleotide messenger RNA. NCBI's taxonomy places the organism in Eukaryota, Dinophyceae, Suessiales, Symbiodiniaceae. The record is from the annotation of a GenBank genome assembly.